AACUAAACUAGAAAAGAUGAGAGUGUUGUGCACAUAACAAAUUCAUCCAAACCCACCCAACAGUUCUCUCUCUCCAAUGGCUUCCAUUCCAACUUUCUCUUCUUCUUCUCUUCUACUCAAAUCCAACACCAACACACUCUUUCCCCAUUCAAACUUAUCACAUUCACACCUCAACAACAACCAAUCAUGCACUCUCUCUUUCACUUCUCUCUUUCCAACAAAGCUCGUCCUUCAACGACCCAUUUCCUCAACUCGUUCAAUUUCCAUCACCAACUGCCGUGCUUCCUCGGCAACGGUGCCGUUUAGUCCCCCCACCGACCCGAAUCCACAAUCCGGUGAACCGAAGAAAACCCCAAAUCCAAAGUGGUCUGCGAGGGCUAUAAAAUCAUAUGCAAUGGCAGAGUUGGAAACAAGGAAGCUGAAGUAUCCUAAAGUAGGGACUGAGACUCUUCUCAUGGGGAUUUUGGUUGAAGGAACAAGUAAAGCUGCAAAAUUCUUAAGAGCUAACGGAAUUACGUAUUUGAAAGUACGCAAACAAACAUUAGAGCUACUUGGGAAAUCUGACUUUCACUUCUCCAGCCCAAUAAUUCCUUCUUUAACCAAACCACUUCAGAAAGCCCUCGAUUGGGCAAUUAACGAGAAAUUGAAGUCAGGUGAAGAAGGAGAAACAAACGUGACUCAUUUACUUAUUGGAAUUUGGUCACAAGAAGAAUCGGCAGGUCGAAAGGUCUUGUCUGCGUUGGGUUUCAACGAUGAAAAGGCCGAAGAAAUUGCUAAAACAGCAGCUAGUGGAGAUAUUGAUUGGAAUUUCAAGAAGCAAGCUUAGGAAUUUUCUUGGCAAAAAGGGUUGAUUGAUUGAUUGAUCCCUGUUGAAUUCUGGUGUUACAAGUUCCUCUAGAGAAAAUUGACUAUACAUUCCCUCAACCAGUGGCUAGUACAUUAAUGUCCUUUAGACUUCCAUGUCAAAUACUGUUGUAUGUACAAUGAUUAGAGAUUAUAAAUUUCUCAUUCUUUUUUUAUACAAAUAUUUUGAAACUCAGUUUUAAACUAGUUGUGUGAUUGUGGAA
This is a messenger RNA of Lathyrus oleraceus (garden pea), 1067 nucleotides long. Its product is annotated as ATP-dependent Clp protease ATP-binding subunit CLPT1, chloroplastic. NCBI's taxonomy places the organism in Eukaryota, Viridiplantae, Streptophyta, Magnoliopsida, Fabales, Fabaceae. Bases 77 to 826 code for a protein of 249 amino acids. The record is from RefSeq and is a predicted model, not a curated record. The transcript has 6 exons.